Vidua chalybeata is the source of this 4279-nucleotide messenger RNA. It is a transcript of the gene RHAG, whose product is annotated as Rh associated glycoprotein. The transcript has 10 exons. Gene Ontology annotation, cellular component: plasma membrane. The record is from RefSeq and is a predicted model, not a curated record. NCBI's taxonomy places the organism in Eukaryota, Metazoa, Chordata, Aves, Passeriformes, Viduidae. Gene Ontology annotation, biological process: ammonium homeostasis; ammonium transmembrane transport. Gene Ontology annotation, molecular function: ammonium channel activity. Bases 74 to 1345 code for a protein of 423 amino acids.
UCCACGGAAUUAGCCAGCUCCUCUGAAGGCAAACACACAUUAUCAAGCUCUCACAGCCACCUGCUCUCCAGCAAUGCCUCCAGACUUUGACACCAACAUGAAGUUCAAGUUCUCGAUCCUGGCGCUUCUUCUGGAAGUGAUUGUCAUUGUUUUGUAUGGGAUAUUUGUGGAUUAUGACCCAGAUCCUUCUGCAAAGUUAUACCCACACUUUCAGGAUGUCCAUGUGAUGAUAUUUGUUGGAUUUGGUUUCCUGAUGACCUUUCUGAAGAAAUAUGGAUUCAGCAGUGUUGGUUUCAACAUGCUCAUUGCUGCCUUCGGUCUCCAGUGGGGAAUUCUGGUGCAAGGAUUUUGGCAUAUGGAAAGAGGGAAAAUUUCUGUUAACAUCGAAAGCAUGAUAAAUGCAGACUUCAGUACAGCAACUGCUUUGAUUUCAUUUGGGGCACUCCUGGGGAAAACAAGUCCCAUUCAGAUGCUGAUCCUGACUCUCCUGGAGAUCACCAUGUUUGCAUGCAAUGAACACCUAGUUACCAAAGUAUUCAAGGCCACAGAUGUUGGAGCUUCGAUGACUAUCCAUGCUUUUGGAGCUUAUUUUGGUUUGGCUGCAGCUUUCGUCUUGUACCGUCCUGGUCUGACAAACAAACAUGAAAAUGAUGAAUCCACCUAUCACUCAGACAUGUUUGCCAUGAUUGGUACCCUGUUCCUUUGGCUUUUUUGGCCCAGUUUUAACUCUGCCAUUGCAGAAGCCCAGGUAACAGCCAUUAUCAACACUUACUACUCCUUGGCUGCCUGUACUGUCGUAACAUUCGCCCUCUCCAGCUUGGUGGACAAAAGAGGCAAAUUCAGUAUGGUUCUCAUUCAAAAUGCCACCCUGGCAGGAGGAGUAGCAGUGGGUACCUGUGCUGACCUGAAAAUCCACCCUUUUUCUGCCAUGUUCAUUGGGGUCAUUGCUGGAAUUGUCUCUGUCCUUGGGUUCCAGUUCCUGACUCCUGUGAUGGCAACCAAGCUGAAAAUUCAAGACACUUGUGGAGUUCAUAACUUACAUGGUUUACCUGGAAUUCUGGGGGGUAUUGCUGGCAUCAUAGUGGCUGCAGUAAAAAUGGAAAGUAGGAAUGGUCAAGUGCUUACUCCUGCCCUGCAGGCUGCUGCCCUGGGAAGUACACUUGGAAUUGCAAUUGUGGGAGGAGCACUCACAGGUGCUAUUCUAAAGCUCCCCUUCUUGGGACAAGUAUCUGACCAGAACUGCUUUGAUGAUUCUGCUUAUUGGGAGGUUCCAGAGGAGGAGAUAGUACCUGAAAUUCACUCCAGCCACCGUGAUGAGCACAGCAGAUUUGAAGCUGCCAUGUAGAAAAAUAAUUAAUCUGCAGUAUUUGUCUUAAUGAUGCUCUUUUCUGUUUCUAAUGCUAAGAAACAUCGAAACAACAUCCAAGUAUUGUCCCAACCACACCAGGUUUUUAAGAAAAGGCUGAAGAUAGCUAUAUUUUUGUAAAAGAAAACAGGCUUGAUUUUAGAUUACUUAGUCAUUACGCCAAGCUCAGGUGAAUAAAUUAGGUCCUUCUAAUAUAUUUGUUCAUCAGAAAAAGACACCACAAAUUACUCUUUAAAAUUAUCUAUAUUUUACCUUUUGUUGUCACUGACAACAAUAUAGCUGUUGUAAUAAACUUUGGGUUUCAAGAUUAUUACAGGACAAUAUAUUUAAUAGUGAGAUUUCUGAGUUACAUCCUUCAACUGUAUAGGGGUAAUCAAGAAGAAAUUAAUUUAUAUUUUUAUAUGGAUUUGAACAAACUUUUCACCAGAGUAUCCCAGCUUAAAUUCUUAAGAAAGAGUGUUGUCCUGUUUUCCGAUGGAGGAGAAAACAUGCUGUAUUUUGAAGUUUGAUCAUGACAGGAAGCAAAAUGUUGAAAUAAUUCUUAUGGCAAAGCACAGAAUGCAGUGAUUGAUAAGGCAAUAUGAGUAUCAAAAUUCAUUAUUAAUAUGUUUAUUGAAAGGGAAAAGAAAGUGAAAUUGUAAAAAAUUCAUUAUUGUCAUAGAUCUAUUUAUUUAUUCUCAUAAAUUUAGUUAGUUUCAAGGACAUAAUAAGGGAACUAAGUAGGAGCUAUGAAAACCAAGUGAUUGCAUAAUAGGUCUUAUUCUAUUCAACAGUAAUGAGUGGAUUGUAGCAGUGUUAAUGGCAAGAAAUAUAAGCUGAACUAAUGCCAGCUCCAGAAAAACAAGAAUUGUUUGGAACUGAUUGGAAAGAAAUUAUGUUCAACCUACAGAAGACUCGGCAGAGAACUUCCAUGGGGCGAGUCACUGACUCUGAAGUCACUUUCUCCUAAAAGAAGUGAAAGCAAAAAGAAGAAAACCGAAGCUAAAUUAAGGAAAAUUAACUUCAUUGGAGAAGUGAUGACAGUGGCUGCUCAGUUCAGAGACAAAAAUUGAGGUAACUGAAGGAACUCCAUGAGGUGCCUUCGUGCAUGGGAUAAUCCAUUGAGAGACAAUGGAUGGGAAGUGGAAAUCAAGCAGAAGGAACAAGUGCCUCAAUCCAUCAUUCAUGGAAAGCUACUCCUGAUGUCUGAAUAACAGGCCAAAGUGGGUGAACUUUCAACCUUUUUUUUUUAUACUACAAUCUUUUUUCAAGUCUUACGUAUCAGACUUAAUGGGAAAACUCCUCCCAUAUAAAAUAGGACAUAUAUUUUCAUUUCUGCUGAUGUAUUUUUCCCUUAAAAUCUUUAGAAAUAUACUAGGCAGGGCUGUCCCAUGUGUUAUACCUGCUGUAUACUGCUGCAUAUGUCAGAUUUCUACCCAUGAAUAAAAAUACAUUUGUUGUAUCACACUUCAGUUCAGAUAAGCUCUUUUGCAGUUGUGCAAUGACUGACUCUCUUUCACCUUGUUGGCUGUAAGAUGACCUUUAUCCUCUCAAAGCUGUCACACAUUAAUUUUUGUAAAAACUGGGGAAGCAUUAAACAUUGCAUUUGCAAAAAUUUUAGAAGUAUUUUGUGCAUAAUUUAUGAAGUGUUUAAGUACUUGAAAAAUAUUCCAUCUCUGGACAGCCUGUAAAAAUCUUAUCUUCAAUACAUGAAUUUCACCCCUCAAAUUCCUGCUUGGGAGUUCAGAGGGUCUUUCAUUCACCUUAAAGAGAGUGAGAUAAUUUCACUAGUUUUGAGUCCUGACCACACAGGAAUACCUGAGUGAAGAAGCACCACCCACUGGCAGUAAAUUAAUUAUUUGAAUUAUAGUAAUUAAUAAUUUGAAUUAUAGAAUCCUUAAGUUGAAAAAUACUUCCAAGAUCAUCAAGUCCAACCUUGGAUGGAUUAUCAUCAUGGCCAGUAAACCACAUUGAGAAUGCCGUGUCUACUCACUUCUUGAACAUUUCCAGGGAUGGUGACUCCCCUGCUUCCCUGGGGAGCCUGUUCCAGUGUUUAACUACUCUUCCAGCGAAGAAUUUUUUCCUAAUAUCCAACCUAAAACUUCCCUGUUGAUUGAUGCCCUCAAUAAUAACAUUUAGGGUUUCUUUUGUUUUUUUUUUUAAUCCAAAAGGGAAAAAAUUAACUAUAAAUUUUUGUUCUCCAGUUCUUAUAACCUUUCCCUAGUAAUCCAUACUCUCAUCCUCUCAGUACUCAUUGUCCCUGAACUACUUUUUCAGAAGAUUCCAUCCCCAGAGAAAUCAGUCCCUUAGGAUCUCUCAAAAAACAGAGUAGGGAGAUGAAUCCCUUUGUCUUACCAGAGGUUUAAAUGUUAUUUUCUUUUCCAUGUGACUGUACUCUUGAAGUAUACAACUUGUUUUCUCCAAAGGUUUUCUACCCUAAUUGCUCACAUCCACAUUGCAGAUGCCAGUAGCAUUUGGUUGUCUGGCUUAGGGUAUUUUCUUUGGUUGGUUAUUUCCCAAUUAAUCAGAGCUUUGAAUACCUUGAAUCAGCAGAGCCUCAUUAUUAAUCAGUUACAAUCUCUGUGUAAUACAUGACUGGAUGCUUAAAAGACAGAAGCUGAAAAUAUUUUGCUAAAAACCCUUUUGUUCUUCCAUGAGGAAGCCUUACACUGGCAGGAAAAGAAAGUAAGGAGUUAAAUAAGACAUGGAGUGGAGGAUGAGCUUAAAAGAUGGGACUGAAAAUUAAACAAAAGUUAAAGUACAACUACUCUAAAUUUGAGGCUCACAAUAUCAGCAUUUCUUUUCUUUCUUAUAAAACUGGCAAUGUUUUAUCCCUUCUGACUUACCUUUGUUCUCACUUUGACUUUUUUACAUUAAGAGAGCUUAAAUAAGGCAUUUUGGUUUUUUUUUUUUGUUUGUUUGUUUUUUGUUUUG